GCACUACAGUCCAACGCCGGUGGACUUUAGACAGGCGGAGGGACGGGUGACUUUAGUCAUACGGCACACUCUUCUUCCUGGAAGGAAACGUUAACAGCUUUAGAAAUGGCUAAAUUCUUUACACCAGCUCAAAUCAAUGAGUUCAAAGAAUGCUUCUCCUUGCAUGACAAAAACCAAAAGGGUAAAAUCAAUUCAAAAGAUCUGAUAACAGUUAUGCGCUGCCUUGGUACAAGCCCCACACUUGGUGAAAUAGAAAGACAUCUUCAAGUUCAUAAAAUCGGAAAGACAGGUGAGAUAGAUUUCUCUACAUUCCUGAACAUGAUGCACAGACAGAUGCAGCAAGAGGAUCCGAAGAACGAAAUCCUGGAGGCCUUUAGGAUGACAGACAAGCAGAAAAAAGGAUCCAUCCAGGCAUCUGAGCUGCGGGCCAAACUCACCACAUUAGGAGAGAAACUCACAAACAAAGAAGUGGACGACCUCUUCAAAGAAGCAAACGUCAGGUCUAAUGGCGUUAUCAACUACGAAGCGUUCACCCAAAUGGUGACGCUGCCACCAGUCGACUAUUGAGGAUCUGAGGUCAAAAAUCAACAAGCUGAAAACUUCACAACAAUGACUGAUGGAAAAUUAACUUCAGACACUGAACCUGAUGUUGAAAACUUGUGUAAAUUAGAGUGACAGACCAUGAUUAUAAUUUAAUUAUGCAAUUAAAACAUUUACCCUACCUUUGA
Molecule: messenger RNA, 728 nt
Organism: Fundulus heteroclitus (mummichog)
Lineage: Eukaryota; Metazoa; Chordata; Actinopteri; Cyprinodontiformes; Fundulidae
Gene: calml4a
Product: calmodulin-like 4a
Exons: 5
Coding region: 106-567 (153 amino acids)
Cellular component (GO): myosin II complex
Molecular function (GO): calcium ion binding
Source: RefSeq, a predicted model, not a curated record